AUGUCCUUCUCAACAUUGGGUGCUCGCGCGCACAUCCAAAACUUGACUGCUGCAAAGACAUUGGAGGCACACUGGGGCUACGCAGACCGUGCUGUUCCUUGCACAAACGAUGCUGGCUCAUGUGCCUAUCUAGAUGUUGUCUAUUCGGCCCAUGAUCGGGGGAUGCUGUAUACGGGCAUUUUCUGGUCAACUCUCGGAGGUAUCCUUUUCCUUUGGGCUAUAUGGAGACAUUUCACCGAGCCAACGAUAUCUCCAACUUUGACCGUACCUCGUCUCGGGGGAUUUCGUAAACUUCGAAUCUCUCUUGCUGCCUUCAGCCGUUCAUAUCUCCUCCCUGAUGCACUCCGCACAAUCUUCGGCCGCACGACCCGCUUGCAAGUUCUCGUUCUUGCAGCUCUAGCAGGCUAUCUUCUCAUCUUCAGCUUUGUCGGCAUUGGCUACAACACUUGGAUCACCCCAGUGUCAGGCAUGGACGGUGUUUAUAAUACUCGGUCCAGCAUCGGUCCGUGGUCAGAUCGCAUCGGCGUUCUUGCCUAUGCACUCACUCCUCUGUCCGUGAUGCUAAGCAGCCGCGAGUCUUUCCUCUCGCUGAUCACGGGACUGCCCUAUCAAACAUUCAACUUCCUGCAUCGGUGGCUGGGCUACAUCAUCUUUGUACAAAGCUCCUUGCAUACUAUCGGUUGGUGUAUAGUCGAGUUGAGAUUAUACCAGCCACAACCGUCCGUUGGUAUCGAGUGGGUGACACAAACAUACAUUAUCUGGGGCAUUGUCGCCAUGAUCCUGUUGCUCUUGAUAUUCGUUCUCAGUACGCCCUGGGGUAUCAGACUUACUGGAUACGAGACCUUUCGCAAGUUGCACUAUGUUCUUGCCAUGGUCUACAUCGGUGCAUGUUGGGGUCAUUGGGAACAACUUAAAUGUUUCCUACUUCCAUCCCUCAUUUUUUGGUUCAUUGAUCGAGGAGCUCGUUUUAUUCGCACGGGUUUACUACAUUAUCACCCUGGCGAAGCAUCUGGAAUUCUAGGUUUCAAAUCCAUCAAGGCUGCCAUCACCCAUUUCUCGGAAGAGGAACAUGGCGACGUGAUUCGUCUUGACAUGGAGAAUGUUCAAGAAACCUGGAACGUCGGCCAGCACUAUUAUUUGUGCUUUCCCGAUUGUAGUAUAUGGCAAUCACAUCCAUUCACACCACUCAAUGCCCCCGAGGUCGUCAAGGGAAUGGUCAAGCAUUCAUACAUCCUCCGUGCCAAAAGGGGCGAGACAAAGAAAAUCGCAGAUCUCGCCUCGAAGGGUACUUUGGCAACCCCCGUCAUCUUGACUGGUGCUUAUGGAGCGUGUAUUUCCAAAGAGCUGGCACCGAAUACCAACAUCAUCUGUGUCGCGGGUGGAACUGGAAUCACAUAUGUGCUACCAGUACUUCUCAGCCUCGCUCAGCAACAGUCGUAUUCAUCAGACCGAAAGAUUGAUUUAGUCUGGGUAAUCAGGCAUACGAGCAAUGUGCAAUGGAUUCAUCAAGAACUGGAUAUCCUCCACAAGGCUCGCAAGGCGAUGAAUCUGAAAAUCCGCAUCUUCGCUACCAGAGACACCGUCAGCCAAUCCACAUCCAGGGAGAGCAUCGUACCGGCAAAGAAUGAUAACGAGAAAUCCAUGCGGGCCUCUGAAAAAUGUUCGUCCGCAGCUGACCUUUGUGAUUGCGAGCUGGAUGUCCCAGUCAAGCUUGGUGGAGGAUCAGCGGACAGCAGCAGACAUCCUGAUUUGCAAAAGUUGAUCACUGAAUUUGUGGACAACACAGUCACGGGUCCAACAACAAUAUUUGCCAGCGGGCCUGGCAGUAUGCUGAGUGAUUUGAGGGAUAUUGUUGCUACUUGUAAUUCGGCUUCCAAGGUGUGGAGUGGACAGGAGAGGUUCGAUGUCAGCCUGGUGUAUGAUGAUCGUCUCGAGUGGUAG
Messenger RNA from Penicillium brasilianum, 1941 nucleotides. The record is from the annotation of a GenBank genome assembly. NCBI's taxonomy places the organism in Eukaryota, Fungi, Ascomycota, Eurotiomycetes, Eurotiales, Aspergillaceae.